Molecule: messenger RNA, 1302 nt
Organism: Closterium sp. NIES-65
Lineage: Eukaryota; Viridiplantae; Streptophyta; Zygnematophyceae; Desmidiales; Closteriaceae
Source: the annotation of a GenBank genome assembly
AUGCCUGAGUUCAAACAGGCGUUCCUUUGUAAGAAGGGAUCUACCUGUAGUAAAGCAGCACGUAUGGCUACAGAGAGGGAGGGGAAUGAGAUUGCUGAAGCACUGCGCGGACUGUUCGGUUUGGUGAGAGGGGAGCUGACAGCAUUGAAAGGGGAGCUGGCCAUGGUUAGGGAGCAGGUGGCCCGACAGAAUGAGCGAGUGUUGAUACUGGAGGAGAGGAACCAGGUUUUGGGGAAUGAGGUGAAUGAGUUGAGGUAUGCACUGGAUGUUGUGGGAGAGAGGAGUGUGGCAACUGCUGCUGUGGUUGAGGAGAGGGAGACAGCGUUGGCAACAUUGACCGAGGAGCUGAAUAAAGUGAAGGCAGAGCUGACUGCAGUGAAGGGGGGGCUGGCUGAACACAAGGAUGUUAUAACAGAGCAACUGGAUAUGGCUGAGAGACGAAGGGAAUUGGAAUUGAGAGAGCUUGGAGAGGAGGUCAGAAAGGGAGAGGAUGAAAUGAGAGCGGAGUUGGCAAGGGAGAGGGAGGAGAGGAGGAGGGAGGUGCAGGCGCUUGAUUGGCCAUGUGCCAUGGAGGAAUUGACAGCCUGCCGAAAUUGGCAAAAUUUUGAGCUGGAAAUGUGCAGAAGUGAUGACCGUCAGAUUGAUGCAUGGAAGGCCAUGCAUUGUUCAAUAUGCCAUGGAGCGAGCUCAUUGUCACGAUGGUAUGGGAUGGGAUAUGGGAUGGGGUGUGGGAUGGGGUAUGGGAUGGGGUGUGGUAUGGGGUAUGGGAUGGGGUGUGGGAUGCGGUAUGGGAUGGGGUGUGGGAUGGGGUAUGGGAUGGGGUGUGGUAUGGGGUAUGGGAUGGGUUGUGGGAUGCGGUAUGGGAUGGGGUGUGGGAUGGGGUAUGGGAUGGGGUGUGGGAUGGGGUGUGGGAUGGGGUAUGGGAUGGGGUGUGGGAUGGGAUAUGGGAUGGAUUGUGGGAUGGGAUACGGGAUGGGGGUGUGGGAUGGGGUAUGGGAUGGGAUAUGGGAUGGGGUGUGGGAUAGGGUGUGGGAUAGGGUUUGGGUUGGGUGUCGGAUGGGGUAUGGGAUGGGGUGUGGAAUAAGGUAUGGGAUGGGGUGUGGGAUGGGGUGUGGGAUUUGGUAUGGGAUGGGGUGUGGAAUGGGGUAUGGGAUGGGGUGUGGGAUGGGGUGUGGGAUGGGAUGGGAUGGGGUUUGGGAUGGGGUACGGGACGAGGUAUGGGAUGGGGCAUGGGAUGGGGUGUGGGAUGGGGUGACUCAUGGAAUGGGCGGGAUGGGGUAUGGGAUGGGGUGGGUCACUUGA